UUCUACUACGCUCACUCGAGAGGCACACAGGAGAGAAGCAGCUGCAGGAUACCAGGGAUCUACAGCCUCAAGUUCAGCAGGUAGGCAGGAGAGAAGAAGCAGGGUCCGGGGCUGUGCUGGAGGAAUCAGGACAACACAAGCAUGAGAAGAACAAGGGAUACAAGGAGAUGAAUGGGAGAGAAACAAGUGUGAGAGUUGACAUAUAGACAUGUAUAUAUAAACACAGCAAGAUAGAGAAGGAAGAAAGGCUCGUUUUGCUGCGAAGUGGAAAAACAACUAAAAGCUGCUGAGUGGAGCUGGAUUCCUGCAGAGUGGAGCAGAGCAGCGGUGUUCAGCUCUCCCUUAGUGCCAGAUGUGCUCACGAGGAAGACUGUCACACUGAACCCAAGAAGCACCGGACAACCAGCGCAGUCCUGCUGCUGUCUGACCUCAUUCCAAACUCUUCACUCUGCGUGCUGAGGUCUACAGAGCUUUUCAAAAGACUCCAGAUUAUACUGGAGACUGAUGGCUGGCAGCCAAACUGGGAGACCAGUGUGGGAGGACUUGGAAAGCUACUGGUUUAGCAGAGCUGGAGGAGGAAAUCAUUCAGCGAUAACUGGUCUGGAACUGACAGAGUUCAGCUUUCUAACAGCUGGAUUGGAUGCUGUGAUAACGGUAAAAUCCAGGAGUCCUUCACUUUCUAAUUGACUCACAACUGACCCCUCCUGGCCCCUGUGCUGCCCACCUGACCAGUCUCUUAGAGGCUCCUGACACCCAGAGCUUAACUGGAAAGUGUCUGUACUGGUCAGUGACCAGUGAGCGCUCACACAGGAGUGAGUAUACAGAAAGGAUUGCUCCCGGACCCCCAGACAGACGGACAGACAGACAUCGUGUACACCACAUCAGAGUACAGCUUCUUAAAGGAGUCUGCCUGGACGGGCCUGAGCUGUGCCAGUGUGAGACAGCGCCCUCGUGUGGAGCACGACAGGAUCGCAGUCGUUUUUUAACAUUUCAUUUUCCUCGUGUUCCUAAAGCCUCACAAUGGCUGCCGGGGCCAUUCUGCUUCUCUUAUUGGCCGUAAUUAUCCACCAAUCGCCAGCGGCCUCCCCUAUACAAACCACGCCCUUGUUGAACUUUGACCACAACCUCCUCUCACCUUCCCAGCUCAGAAACUACUCCUCCGCCCCUCAGAAUUCUGACUCGGACAAUCUGAACUCAGGGCAGCAGCCAGGCCUGCCCACCUUUCCCGUACCUGGCUGGAAUGAAGGUCCGGUAGAGGAGAUGUUGCCAGAACUUCCCAUGGUGGUGUCCAGUAUAGACCCCAGCGUUGCAGUGGACAACUCCAUAGUCGCUAGUGGUGACGGGGAAGGAGCUGCCAUAGAGCCCGCUGAAGAGCAGCUGACAGCCCCUGCCAUAGAGCCCGCUGAAGAGCAGCUGACAGCCCCUGCCAUAGAGCCCGCUGAAGAGCAGCUGACAGCCCCUGCCAUAGAGCCCGCUGAAGAGCAGCUGACAGCCCCUGCCAUGGCUGCUCCUGAGCCAACUGGGGUGUCUGCUGGGGCAGGGACUGAGAAGGGUACUCUGCUGCCCCCAGUGGACAAAACUACAGCAGCGACAGCAGCGGGAUCUCCACUGCUGACAAAAGUGGAUUCCAGGACACCUUUCACAACUCCCAGUCCCAGCAAGGAUGGCUUUACCCAGCUCCCUGAAUCUCCCAUUUCCAGUAAGGAAACUGAGAUGGAUGCAGGAAAGUUUGGAGAGGAUUGGGAAAGCACUAGGGAAACAGGGAAUAAUACUGUGUCUCCUAAAGCCAUGACCACUCUCAGCUCUGACUCUCUGACACUGGACCCACUGGAGGGUCCCCAGUACCUGAAACCAGUAACCACGGUGGUGCUGCCAUUGUCUCCCACUUCACCCACCCUCACCACAGCGUUCCAAAUGAACCUUGAUGCUACUUCUGCUGGGACCACACCCCAGGGGUGGCCAGGGGCUGGUUUGGCAUUCGAGUCGAGCACUGACACCCCCAAAACAGCCGUGACACCCCAAACUGGAACCCUGCCAGCCCCCGUAGAAACACAAGCACCCCCUCUGUCUGAGAUGGAUCUGGGGGUGACAGAUGGUAACAGAGUCACUCUUGCCUCUUCAGGUAGUCCUUCUACCUUCAGCAGCAGCUACCCAAGAGAAGACCCCUUUCCAAACUCAUCCUCCAAACCCCCUGCAGGUACCCCGGCAUCACCCCUUGGCGACCUUCUUCUGGUCCCCCACACCCCAAAACAGGAGCAUGUCACCUUUCCAGAUUCAGUACGCUACCUUGCCUCCUAUCAGACCACGCAAUCGCUGGUUCUGCUGAGGAACCCUCAGGGGGGUGAUGUCACAAGCAUGGCUGAUGAGGUCACAAUGGCCAACACAAGCAACAGCAACAGUGAUGCUGACCACUUCCUGUCCACCAGAACAGAUGGAGAUACUGUGGGAACUCCUGCCCCGGACGCCAACCAGACACCCCAAAACACAGUUCAAACCAAACCCCCAAAUCCCCAGGCUCUUUCAACCACCUCUUCAUCUUCCCCCGAGCAUCCCAUGACCACGGGAACAGUGAGGUACGCAGAGGGUAACACCCCCACCUAUAGGGCUACCUUGAUAGUGCAGGCUCAGGCCACCACCCCCUCCUUACUGCUGACCGGCAGGACUGAGAUGACCUCUACCUUCUCCCCCGCCACCUCCUCCACCGCUGUGCUCAAACCUACGAAGCAGAUGAGAGCGACUCACAAAGUGACCCCCACUAGCCAGCCUCCACUCACCCCCCUCUCCACAGCGAAGAGGGCAGAGAAAGGUGUUACAAAGACCCAGGGAACAACCAGUGAUGACAAUGUGACAUCAUCAGCAUCACCCCUAACCCCGAUGGGGGUAGUUCCCGUGAGAGGGGCCGAACUAACAACAGCCAAUCACCAGUCGAGAACAGAUCCUAACAAGAGACUGAUCCCCACUCCGCCACAGAAGGGGGACCGACGCUUCAUCCCCAAAGACACCCUCCUGGUGAACGAGGCCGCUCCCCCGCUGGGACGCCCGGCCGUUGUGACCCCCAGCCGACCUGCCCCGCAGCCCUGUCCUGGAGGCCUCGGAGCGUGCAGCCUGCUCCCCCUCCCCAACGGGACCUCUUCCCUGCGCUGGACGGACCUGCGGCGCACGCUGUCCUUCGCCUGGGAGAUGCAUGUCUUCGGCUCUGCGGCGCUGUUUCUUCUGCUGGCCCUAGGGGGGCUGAUAAACCUGAUCGGGACCCCCGUUCUCGAACCCUCUGCCCGGGCUUGCCUGGGACUCACCAACGCUCUGCUGGUUCUAGCUGGGGUGGUCCGGGGCGUCUAUUUCCUGACCGACCCCUACGGGACUAAAGACCUGCUUCCCCGGCCGGCUGUCAUAGGGCUGUACAAUCUGGGCUUCCCCCUGCUCCUCUCGGCCUUCGGGGUGCUGUGUCUGUUGGGGUACAGGGCGGCCGGGCUGCAGGUGCUUCCCGAUGGCCUCCAGCGGCUGCCCCUGGCUGGGGUGGUGGCCCUCCUGCACUCCACUCUCCUCCUGGCCGUGGAUUUCCUCUUCCUCGCCCUCAACCCUUCCGUCCACGUCGUCCUGCAGGUGCUGUCUGUGUCCUGGGGUGCCUUCCUCACCGCAGGGUUCCUCUCCACCUAUCCCCGGCUGCGGAGACAGGCCGCCAGCCCCUCGCUGGAGGAACGGGGGUUUGGGACGGUCGACGGCUGCAGUAACGCGAUGGCCGUGGCCACUGGUCUGAGCUCCAGGAGCAAGCUGGUUCUCCUCCUCUGGCGGGUGCUGGCUGUCUGCGCGGUGCUGGGCUUGCUGUGUUGUGGACUGCAGGUCUACGCUGUCCUCUGGCUCUACGGCAUCCUGGGGGACUGGCAGCACUUCACCUGGGCCUGGUGGCUGGUCCAGUUCUGGUACCGGCUGCUGGAGCUGGCUUGGGGCUUCUUCAUGCUGGUGGUGGCUUCAUGGAUUUUCUGGCGCCGGGGAGGAGAUGGGGAGGCUGGCGGCUGCAGCGAUGGCCACACCUGCUGGCUGAAGAUCGUGCAGAGCUUCUGCGGCCGGAGACAGCACAAACUGGACAGCAACGGGGGCAGCUCCAACGGGAUCGGGAGCAACUCCGAGUUCCCCAACAACUGGGCCUCCCAGGAACGCAACGGGGCGGAUAUCAGCAAGAGCCUGAUCCGGAACCACCCGGAAACCCUGCCCCUGAGGACCCUGAAGGAGAGCAACGAACGCAGAACCAGGCUGGCCCUCCAGGGCGGCUCCACCAGCUCCCUGCUCUUCCUCAGGCAUGGGCUGGGCAAGCCUCACAACCUGUCCUUGCUGCGGCGAUCCCACAGCACCGUGUGCCUCGAGAAGGAGUCCAUCCUCUCACUCGCGGACUUCGACCUCCGGCCCCCGUCCCCCAUCGACCUGAGCCGCAGCAUCGACGAGGCUCUCUUCAGGGAGCACCUGGUGAAGGACAGCCUGUUCAGCAGCUUCAUCCCUCACCGCUGGCUCAACACUGCGGAUUCACGCACCUCCCUGGCAGGGGAGCUGUCCUCCACCCGCACGGGCUGUGAGCCGCUACUGCUGUCCUCUGUGGCUGCCUCGUCCCCUGCUGGCUUCAAAUACCGGCGCAGCAGCGACCCCAACUUUCUGUACAGCCUGGCAAAGGGCAGCUCGUUGGCAGAGCCUAGUGAGAAAAUGGAGAGGGAGGAAUGUGAGAAGGAGGAGAAAGAGAGGGAGACUCCCUCCCAGGGAAAACACAGCUGUACUCCCUCCAGCAGUAAUUUGAGCACAGCAGCGACAGGUUCAAAGACCCCCAUCCACCUGCCAAGGACUCCCCCCAUUAAUAGUGGCAGUCCGCUCACACCUCCGGUCUCAAUCCGCUUGCACCGGACUCCCUCCAACAACACCUCUCUGGACAGCCUCUCCGGGACCUCUCUCUCUCUGCAGACCGGGCAGGGAAUCACGCCCACGGACGACCUUCGAGAGCCCUUCCUUGGGGUCAGGGUUCAGGGGUUGGAGCUGGACGACUCGGAGAGGGAGGCCAGGCGGAGCUUCCUGGAGAUCAGCCGACAGGUCGACUCGCUCAGCAUCUGCAGCGACACCAUCGACCUGUGAGCCCAAGGAGCGACUGCGCCCCCUGGUGGGCUGGCUGGCUGGCUGGCUGGAGGAUGAGUGAAUGCCAUGACCAUGCUGUGACUGCUGGUCCUGCUUUCAUUGCAAUACACUGUUUAUAGAGACACCUCUUUUUAUUCUCUUUUUUUAUUUUUUUCGUGUGGGUUGCAGAUCAAAAAGGCACAAUACUAAUUAUCUGUGACGAGUCCCUGAGUGUUAAAAAAAGAAAUAAAAAACUGAACCGUGUCUAAUCAGGGAGCACUUCAUGUAAACUUUCUUUUUAAAGGCCGCUUGAAGAGAGGAACAACCGAGAUGGACCCAGCACCAGUUUGUGUGCUGUACCGAGAUCACUGUGCUGCGCUGGAGCUGUGUGCAAUCAAACAAGCUAACAGAGCCGAAAGCGUCUGGAUCCUCGCUGGCUUCCCCCUCUACCCCUCUGGGCUGUACAGACGGGUGUGAGCCCAGCCACUGCUCUUCUCAUAUAUUCAUUGCAAGCAGUUGAGCCAGGGAUCAGAGCAGCCCUCAGCCCUUCCACAAGAACGAAACAACCAACUAGCCCUAAUAAAUGAAAUGAGAGAGGGAGAGAAAGAAGAUUGAAAGAGAGAGCUGGGGGGCUGUAUUAAUAUUAUACAGUAUUGCAUAAACCAAAUUAACUUCAGGCUCCUGUGUGACCCGGAACACCAGAUUCUAUCCUGUUAGUAAUGACAGACAAUUAUACCACAGGAGGCAGUCACACACCUCCUUUACAAUUACACCACAGGAGCCAGUCACACACCUCCUUUACAAUUAUACCACAGGAGCCAGUCACACACCUCCUUUACAAUUAUACCACAGGAGACAGGCACACACCUCCUUCACAAUUAUACCACAGGAGACAGGCACACACCUCCUUUACAAUUAUACCACAGGAGCCAGGCACACACCUCCUUCAUAAUUAUACCACAGGAGCCAGGCACACACCUCCUUUACAAUUAUACCACAGGAGGCAGUCACACACCUCCUUCACAGUUAUACCGCAGGAGGCAGACACACACCUCCUUCACAAUUAUACCACAGGAGGCAGGCACACACCUCCUUCACAAUUAUACCACAGGAGCCAGUCACACACCUCCUUUACAAUUAUACCACAGGAGACAGGCACACACCUCCUUUAAAAUUAUACCACAGGAGGCAGUCACACACCUCCUUUACAAUUAUACCACAGGAGGCAGGCACACACCUCCUUUACAAUUAUACCACAGGAGACAGGCACACACCUCCUUUACAAUUAUACCACAGGAGCCAGUCACACACCUCCUUUACAAUUAUACCACAGGAGACAGGCACACACCUCCUUUAAAAUUAUACCACAGGAGGCAGUCACACACCUCCUUUACAAUUAUACCACAGGAGGCAGUCACACACCUCCUUUACAAUGGUGUCCUGCAGACAGUGUCCUCGCUUCGGGGGGGAGGUCAUGCAUAUCAAGUGACGCUUUCAGUAAGAGACUAUUAAAGCCAUGUGGCAGUGCUUUUGUCAAUGUUAUUAACAAAGCAGGCCAGCAUAACACACGUGGAGCAGCACAUUGUACAGACUUGUGUGGACUUGGUUAUUCACACUUGAUGGGAAUAAGCGAUGGAAAGACGUUUGUUUCUCAGCUAUACUGGACUGACUUAAAAGAUCAUUUUAAUAUAUUAUUAUUAUUAUUAUUAUUAUUAUUAUUAUUAUUAUUAUUAUUAUUAUUAUUAUUUUGUAUUAAUUGUAUCAUUUUUUAUCAUUAACAUGAACCGUGAAAAAUAUAACCCUGAAAAUCAGAGCCCCUCUCUAUAUUGCAGGGAUAGAAGUAAAGACUCCUGUUGCAUAGCAGUUUGAUCCAUUCCUGGUUUUACGAUGAGUUUAGUAUGACACACCUGAGCUUGUUACCUAAACACACUGGGGCUGAUCAAGCAAAUAUAAAAAUCUGGAAUGGAUGAAACAGCUAUGCAAUCGGAUUCUUAUUUCCACCUCUAAUAUUGUGUGUUUAAAAAUACAGGUCAGAGACGUGACAGUGUCUCGAGUCUUACCAGUACUUGCUGUUGUGCUACAGAGCAGUAUUAUAGUGUAUUUCAGAUCCCAGUGUAUAUAAGGCAUCUCUAAUGCAAUGGAAUGUUUUUUUUAUCACACAAAUAGGGACAUAAGCUGUUCCAAUCAAACUCUGUACAAAUAUUCCAUGAAUACCCUUCACUCUUUUUCCACAGUUGCGCUGCUUCAUUAGUUUGAUUUAAUUUCAUUUCAAUUCGUCUCAAUACAUUUCUGUGCAUAUCAGUACAUUUCAGCGCAUCUCAAAAGAUCUCCGUGCAUUUCAAUACAUCUCAGUAGCCAUUAUGAUCAGGAUGAAGAAGGCAUUGGGUUUGAGUAACUUGUGGGUAAAAGAAAAUAAAAAAGGGCUGCAGUGGGUUUGAGUAGCUCAGUGGUUAGAGAAAG
Molecule: messenger RNA, 7548 nt
Organism: Polyodon spathula (Mississippi paddlefish)
Lineage: Eukaryota; Metazoa; Chordata; Actinopteri; Acipenseriformes; Polyodontidae
Exons: 5
Coding region: 1021-5109 (1362 amino acids)
Source: RefSeq, a predicted model, not a curated record